UAGUUUUACGAUAUUUAUUUAGUUGUUUACACUAACAAAUAUGGCUGCCAAUCCUUCACUGGUAAUGCGGAUUGUGUCCGCCUCUGUAGCAGUUUCAAAUCGUGCCAGCAAUAUUAUCAGAAAUGUAUUAACGAAAGGAGAUCUUGGAAUCAUUGAAAAGGGGAAGAAUGACCUUCAGACAGAGGCUGACCGUUCUGCCCAGAGAUGUAUUGUGGCUUCUUUACACAAACAGUUCCCUAAUGUGGCCAUUUUCGGUGAAGAGCAACUUGACCCCCAAGAGAAGAUUCCCAAGGAUUUCAUAGAGCUUGGAUUCGAUGAAGAAGUGUUGAAACAGUCCUGCCCAGAAUACCUCAAAGAAACGAAACCUGAAGAUGUUGUGAUAUGGGUGGAUCCAUUGGAUGGCACUGCUGAAUUCACACAAGGCUUCCUGGACCAUGUGACAGUGUUGAUUGGCAUUAGUGUUAAGGGGAAUGCUGUAGCGGGAGUCAUUCAUCAGCCAUGGUUUAAUUAUGAGAAGCCUGGAUUCCCAUUAGGAAGAUGUAUCUGGGGAGUUAUUGGCCUUGGUUCAUUUGGCUUUGAGAGGGAGACUCCACCAGCAAACAAGAUCAUAGUUACAACCAGCAGAUCUCACUCAGACAGAAUGGUGACAGAGGCAGUGGAGGCAUGCAAUCCUGAUGAAGUGGUCAGGGUAGGAGGGGCAGGUCAUAAGGUACUUAUACUAAUUGAAGGAAAGGUACAUGCUUACGUAUUUGCUAGCAAAGGAUGUAAGAAAUGGGACACUUGUGCCCCAGAAGCUAUUCUACAUUCCGUGGGAGGCACCCUAACAGACUUUCAUGGUAUCAGAAUGAAUUACGGUGCAGAGGUCCAAAGGAAAAACACAGGAGGGGUCCUUGCCACAGUCUCCAACCAUCAACAUUUCUUGGGCUGCAUUCCUGAGCACAUCCGAGACUGCAUGGACAGAAGUAGUGAGGCACCACCCUUGGAUUUCAUGGGAGUUACCAUAUGUGGAGGAGCAGACUUGGAGGGGGCCAAAAAAGAUGAUACCCCAACUCUAGACAAGAGUCCCACCCCAAAUGAAGAUACAGAUGGGAAAGAUGCUAAACAAGAUAAUGCCCCAGUUCCUGACAAGAUCCACACCCCCAAUGGUGCCCCAGGCUCCACCCCCUCCAGUGACGACAAUCCCAGUGACUCUGUACCAAACAACAAUGCCACUACCAAAUUGUAGUCAAUGACUACUACACAUAGUGUUUCUCGUUUAGAUAUAUAUGCAAUCUCAGCAAAUUAUAAUUAAGUUCCUUCAAUACGAGUUUCAUGGUUAUUCAAAUUCUAUUGCAUGUAAUUUGUUUCAUAUAUUAAUUGAAUGUGUGGGUGCAAUGUGAUACUUGGUACAUAGAUAUAGCUAUAUACACAUCAGAUGAGUAUAGGUGUAAUUUAAUAUUGUUUUCAUUUAUUUCAUCAGUGGAGUAGAUGUUGUGCUCUUAUUUUUCUCAUUAUUAUGUGUGUAAUCAGUGUACAUAGUAUUGAACUUAUACUGUACUUGUCAAUGUUUACAACGUGUGUGUUAUCUCAUUCAUGUUCACAAAGCUAGUAAUACUAUAGAUUCAGGGAAAUUUGCAAGGCUUUUAUUCUCAUGUAAGUUUAUUCAAGAUUACAAUUUCACGUAAAUAUAGUUUUCUCCAAAGUUUCUAAUGCUCACAGGUAUUGAGACGUUAACUUACACUUGUCAAAGUUUUUUCUUGCUUAUAAAUUCAUAAUGCCAAUCUUGUGAAGAUAAAAAUAAAUAAUUUCUUAAUGUAGUACCAAUAGUGUAUAAUGCACAUUAUGUAAUAUGCUUUUUCUUGAAAAUUUACUUUCAUUGUCCUUGAAAAAAGAGGUUUCCAUAGUGAAGGAUCACAGUAAAUAAAUUUAGUUAUCAUUUUUUGUUUAUUAUAGAGAAGACUAAACACAUGUUAGCCAGAUUAUCACACUCUAAUGGCUUUACAAGGGCUGUUCCAGUUAAACAUAUUGAGGGAGGCUUUGAUAUACGGGUAGCCUACCAUAUACAGUUUCCCAUCCACCGACACAUUAGUUAUCCAUACAAUAUUUCUCCAGGACCCAAAAUAUUUAUUGCACAUUUUUGAUAAACAGAUAGAUGAGAUAUACCAUUCAUUCUAUGAGAGUUUUAAUACCCAUGUUACUCCAAGUACAUCAACUACAUGUACUUUGCUUUCACCUUUGGUCUUCAUGCACAGUCCUGCAUGAAUCAUGGGGGAGCAACAGCUUGGGUAAAGUGUGCAAAUUUUUUUUUACCAAGUCUGGGUUGUCACUUGGCAACUGAGUUUGUCGAAUAUGGUAGAUGUUAUUUAAAUAAUUAUUAUGGGAAAAGUUGCUGUUACAAUCCAAGGAGAGCACCCUGCAAUAGAAGCACUUUUAACACAAAUGUGCUCUGCCCUUUUAUGCAGUUUAGCUUUCUGCAAGUACUUACCCCAUCACAUAUAUAUAUUUAAAGAGUGUCGUCACCCUGCAUAUUGUGUAUGUUUAAGUUGAAUACCCUUAAGGGAAGUAGGUAACCUUGAUCAUUCUGGCAGAACUUAUUUUCUUUGUAGAUACAUAACAUUUUCAGUGAUUUUUUUUUUGAUUUUUUUUUUUUUGCUGCUUUUCCUUAACACUGUGGAGGGAUCCAAUUUUAAAACACCAUUCUGCCAUAAAAUGUACUCCCAUAUAGAUUUUCAUAAUAUCAUUUGAUGUGUGCACAUGUGUAUUUGCCAGUCUGAGUUAAUUAGGAUCUUGUUGUUUUUUCAAUGUAUAGAUUUUUCAAAAUCAAGAUUUUUGUAAUGGAGCUUUAAAUUACUGGUGAUCUCAGAUGAGAUUUUUCUGCAUUUAAUGACCUGUAUGUGUGCUAGUAAAAUAUGUAAACAUACUACGUCAUACUGGUCUCUCCAGUAUCCUUUUACGUAACGAGUCGUGUAGGCUGUUAAAGUUUCCAUUGAGCUACUUAAAUCUGGCUGGAAAACCUGCCAUUCUCAUUGUUGGUGUUUACAUUAUUCACUGCAUAAAAAUGGUGCCAAAGCCGAAAUCUGACAUUUUCAAAACGUGUUUUGGCAAGACUAUCAAUUUUUUUUACCCAUCACCAUGUCAUUUUGGUUAAUGCCAAAAAAGUGACUUUGCUUUUAAAAGCAUGGGAAAUAUUCAGGGCCCUAAACAAAUUAAAGUUUUUGACCUACCUUCAGAAAAGCUAUGUAUACUUGAUAUAACAUGUUUUACAAAUUUCUGUUAGGAUAAUUGUACAUAACUUGAUUACAUCUUCUGCAACAUGUAGUACAUAUACACAGAAUAUACUAAAGAGCUGUCCGAGUUAUGAUUUGGUUCAUUUUUCAUGGAUCACUAACUUUAUAUUUAACACCCAGUAGAUCUAGUCAUGCUUAUAUUAUCAAACAUUGCCAAUCAAGCUCUGAGUAUGAAUAUAGUGUUAUUACAUAUAUCCAGGGUUAUGUUGCAAGUAUUUUUUGAUUUGUCUUCCUUUAACUGGAUUAUGCCGACAUUUAACACAUGUACUACAAUGUAUAAGCUUUUUUUAAAAUAUGUACUAAGCAGGAUAAGAAAUUAUUGUUGCUCUUUUUUAAAGUUUAAAGUUUGUGUUAUGUUACUUCAGAAAAUUAUUAGUUGAAACUUAUUAAAAAUUAUAUUUUGUCUUUAUAAUAAAUUCUUUAAUGGAAAA
This is a messenger RNA of Ostrea edulis (European flat oyster), 3697 nucleotides long. RefSeq names its product 3'(2'),5'-bisphosphate nucleotidase 1-like. The coding region runs from base 41 to 1225 and encodes 394 amino acids. Gene Ontology annotation, molecular function: 3'(2'),5'-bisphosphate nucleotidase activity. The record is from RefSeq and is a predicted model, not a curated record. Lineage: Eukaryota; Metazoa; Mollusca; Bivalvia; Ostreida; Ostreidae. The transcript has 7 exons. Gene Ontology annotation, biological process: phosphatidylinositol phosphate biosynthetic process.